AUGCCAAAGACCACAAAAAAGAAGCAGAAGAAGGCCGAGGACUUCAAGAAGGUCAAGCUCAAGGUCGGCAAGAAGGUCGGGCCGGCGGCCAACGCCACCGACACAUCGUUCACAGCAAAGUCGAUCGUUAUGGGCGGGCAGUCGAUCAUGGCCGACAAGAGCGCGGCCGUCACAAAUUCGCGCAACAUGACGCUGAAGGAGCUGGUCGGGCGGCUGCGGCACUACAGCGCGCCGGUACGCAAGGAGGCGGUGGGCGGGCUGGGCGACCUCGUGGGCAUGCACCCGGCGCUGCUGCGCACCGACCUGGGCGCCAUCAUCGAGGGCAGCGUGCGGCUGGUCGUCGACAACGAGCCGGCCGUGCGGCGCGCGCUGCUGCGGCUGUACACAAGCAUGCUGCGGACCGUGGCCGAGCGCGACCUGGCGCCGUUCGCGCCGCUGAUGGUGGUGUUCACGUGCUCGGGCAUGACGCACAUCCUCGAGGACAUCCGCAGCGACGCCGUGCGGUUCCUGGACCUGCUGGCCGAUGUGGCGCCGGCCGCCGUUGCGCAGCACUCGGCGACCAUCCUGCGCAACUUCUUCGGGCUGCUCGAGACGCAGGCGGCCGGCGACGGGAGCAGCGGCACGGCGCGCACGGCGCUGCUGUCGCAGGGCACCCGGCUGGGCAUUAUGCAGAGCUGCCACAACUACCUGGCCGUCUACACGCGCCCGGCGCUGGCCACCGGCGACGCGCUGUGGUUUAUGGGCGCCGACGCGCCGCUGCCGCCGCCGGCCGCCGAGUUCCUGUACGCGGACGCGGCGGCGCCGUUCGCGGCGCUGGGGCUGUUUGGCGAGCCCAGCGCCGCGCCGACCGAGGCGGCGGCCGUGCGCGCGCAGAGCACCGAGGCGCUGGCGCGGCUGUUCCCGUUCCUGCUGGCCACGUGGAUGGAGGCGUCGACGGUCUUCGCGGCCAAUGCGCUGGCAGCCGACCGGUCGCUGGACCUGUGCGCGCUGGUGCUGCAGAUCCUGCAGACGCUGUGGCGCACGGCGCACGCCGACGCGGUGCCGCCGGCCGCGCGCGACCUGGUCGGCUUCCUGCGCCGCUGCAUGGUGCACUUCCCGCUGGGCGACGGCUACGCCGGCUCGGCGCAGGCCGAGGAGGCGCUGCUGGCCAUGAACAUACGCGUGUGCGAGCUGGCGGCGCUCGUGCAGCUGGGCCAUGUGGGCGCCGGCGAGGCCGGGGCCAAGGCUGCCGCCGCCGCCGAUGCAGAUGCCGACGCCGCCGACGCCGCCCGCUGGGCCAGGCGCGCCGGGCGCUACGUGCUGCAGACGAUGGGGCUGCGGGCGCGCAAGGCCAAGGACGGCGGCGAGGCCUCCAGCGAUGCCUCCGGCGCGCUUUUGGCCCAGGAGGCCGCCCCCAACGCCCACCUCAGCCCCGACGCCUUCGCGCAGCUGCUGGCCGCGCUGUGGCGGCUGGCGCUGGGCGCCGACCAGGCCAGCGCAGCGCGGCUGCUGGCCGGCGCCACGCUGUACGCGCGCGCGUGCCCGCUGGCAUCGGCGAGCAAGGCGCUGGGCAUCCGCUUUGUGGCGCGCGCCGUUGAGAUGCACUGGGCGCGCGUGCCGGUGCACGGCGCGCUGAACCUGGCGCCGCUGCACGGCGUCGUUGCCGACUGGGCGCUGGCGCUGCCCAAGCUGCUGUGGCAGCUGCGCGACCGCAACGCGCCGGCCACGGCGGCCGCCGCCAGCGCGCUGCGGCUGGUGUGCCAGCGCACGCGGCUGCUGGACGCCGCCGCUGUGGCUGCGCUGCAGGCCAGCCUCGUGCCGCUGUUCUGCGUGGCGGUGCCAGCCAAGGGCGUUGUCUUUGGCCCGUUCCGCGCCUACGCGCCCGCCCAGCAGCGCGCCGUGCUCGAGGCCAUUGCCAGCUGCCCCGCGCGCCCCGCCAGGCUGGCCGCCGCCGUGCGCGCAUGCACUGUGGACGCCGCCGCCGCCGACGCGCGCGUGCGCGUGCUGGCUGCCGAGAUCCUGGGUGCCUGA
Messenger RNA from Kickxella alabastrina, 2010 nucleotides. RefSeq names its product Rix1 complex component. NCBI's taxonomy places the organism in Eukaryota, Fungi, Kickxellomycota, Kickxellomycetes, Kickxellales, Kickxellaceae. Bases 1 to 2010 code for a protein of 669 amino acids. Gene Ontology annotation, biological process: rRNA processing. Gene Ontology annotation, cellular component: nucleus. The record is from RefSeq and is a predicted model, not a curated record. The transcript has a single exon.